Messenger RNA from Porites evermanni, 31171 nucleotides. The record is from the annotation of a GenBank genome assembly. Lineage: Eukaryota; Metazoa; Cnidaria; Anthozoa; Scleractinia; Poritidae.
CAGGCGCAAAACUGUCGUGAAGAUAAACUAACUAACAUCCAAAACGACUCGACCUUUGCUAGUUUAUGAAUAACAUUCCCUGAUUUGCUUACGAGUUUAAGAUUUUUAGUGUUGUUAUAAGAUGCUUGACGCAUCAGGAUUUUGCUGAAUACAUAAUGAAAAGGCUACGGUAAUUUCUUGCCACGUUUUGUAAAGGAUAAGAUAAGAAAGAGUACUGGCUUCAUGCAUUCACGUGCAUUAUGAGAAAACAAGAAAAAAUCUGUUAAGAAACAGUUGAUAUCCAUGCCAAUACCAGGACUUACUGUAGAGGUAAGUGACAUAUCUAUUUGAAGACUAGUAAGUCCUUGAAUUUUUUUUAGCUUUAAAAUUAGAGCGAAGGGAUAUCGACGUCUUCAGGCAGUUCCUAAUCGACAGGUCUUCGAUUAACUUGGUAUAUAUUUUCCUAGGAUGUGGAUGCAUAUUCCGAUGUAUCCAAUGGCUCUACAAUUUCUGUGGUAAGCUUAUUAAUUUUUAUUGUCAAGCAAAGUUAAAUGGGAAAUGAUUUACGUGUAAAAACAGAGCCGAGGUCAAUAAUAUUGAUCAAAUGAAUGCAAACCAUAACAAUACAAUAACACCUUAAUGUUAAUAUGGACCUCUAAUAAUAUACUGAACUAUGUGUAUACAAAUCAGCUGUGGCUCUAAGUAGACCAUUUUACAGUUGUGAGCUUAGUAUCCCAGCCUUUGAGUGAAUGUGAGGCUGAGGUUGACCUUAGCUUGUUUUGGUGCAAACCUCUGUCCUUUUCUUACAACAGUUAUGCUUAGAAAAAUUACCAGUUAGCAUAAGAACAACAUGAUUUACAUAAUAGAACGGUUUUCACUUGACUGUCGUAAAACCAAAACCAAAGUAAAUACACUAGCCAACCAAAGGGCGUAGUAAAACCAAAACCAAAACCAAAACCAAAACCAAUUACUUUCGACAGUCAAGUGAAAACCGCUCUACAACAGGAAGUGUUGUAUCAAAACACUUAUUUCAAGUACGGGUAAAACACUGAGGGAAAUAUAGAGAGAAUAAAGUGAGGUGUGCAUUAGGUAUGCACAAUUUAAUAUAAAAUAUGUACACCUCGAACUGUAAUAUGAACCCGGUUUCAAGAGUUUGCCUACAUUAAAACUUUAGAACUCAUGAGUUGGGCGAAGUCUUGUUUCUCAAGUGGUAUGGUUUUGAUAUCUCUUUAUAUCAAGUGCCGUAACAAAGGUGGGGCGCUAAUUUGUAAAUACCUAAAGUAGUACACGGUGCUUAUUCGAGAGUAAUGCUUAUUGAAUUAACGCUUAUUCAAGAGUAGUGCUAAGUCAAGUAGCAGCGCUUAAUCAAUCAUUUACGGUAUUGACUUUACAGUAACAUAAAUGCAAAGUGUAUUGGAUGGACAACACCUCUAUUCAUGGUACCUAAAACAGAGAUAUUACUGCCCCAAAAUAACCAGUCAUUUCCAAUACUGUCAUACUGAUCCAAGUUGAAAAAUACAUUUUCAGCAUGUCUGAUUGAACAGGUUGGGUCAUUGUGACAGGUUUGCAUCUUGUUAGGGAGACAUUUUAUUCACUCAAGGGGGCCACUGCUAAAAGUCAUACAAGUUGUACCAGUUGAGAAAGUUAUUGUAGACUCAACAGAACAACUUGCUGACUUAAAAAAAGCAUUGCAUUAGGGUCAAUCUGAUGAGUUAAUUAAUACAAGAAUGUUAGGCAAGUGAAAUACCUCAGUAUUCUUCAAGCCAUAAGGCUAACGAAACAAGCAUGCAAAAUGUCAUAAUUUUUAUACCUGAUUGUUAAAGCCAUGAGGCAAAAAAGCGUGCUACUCAUGUAAGUUACAGUGAACCUCGUUCUUUGACAAGCAUGUUAAACAUGUCAGAUACUUCUUUCUUUGAGCUAUGAAGCAAAACAAGCAUGCUACUUUAUAUGUAAUAAUAAUUUACAUAUAUUGGAUACCGUUAUGUUGUGGUUCAAUUUUAUCCUUGGUUUAAAUUUUAUUGUCCUUUGUUUUUGGGUAUGGUAAUGUAUGAUAAUGAGUUUGAAACUGAAAAUGAAAUUAUUUAAACCAAGGAUAAAACUGAACUACAACAGCUACACCUGGGUGUUGUUGGUACGUUAGACCAGGGUAGUAAUGUACUGCUUAAACUCUAAACACUUACCCUAUACUAUACAUGCCAAGGAUGAGUAAGCCUGCAUAGCUGGCAAGUUUUUUUGCUGUGAUUUUUGUUUUCAGUUCAUGUCUGGCCGUGAUGGGGGAGGGGACGAGGGAGAGAGAAAAAAAAUAAACAUAACAGAAAAACCACCAGCUAGGAAGUCUAAUGAUCAGUUGAAUAAUGAAAUGCUCUGUAAAGAUAAGAGACCAUAUAACCCCAUCUUCAGUAUUGUGGCACACCUUAAAGACUUACUUUUAUCUCUGAGCAUGGUUGAUAAGGUGGAAUGGUUACGAAGCACGAUAGACUUCUUUGUUAUAUGUUUUUGUUAGCUUUUUUAGACUCGGCUGUUCACAACGUUCAGUAGCACUCCUAUCACUUUGAACUUCCUAACCAAUAGAAACAUUGGAUUGUUCAUGGUCAGGGAGCUUCCAAUAUAAACUGCAGCAUCAUUGUUUUCAUCUUUGAUUUUUGCUGGCUUUCCUAACUAGUUUCUUCUUACUAACUGUACUCUGAGUAACAGAAAAUGCUUUAGUGUUUCAAGUUAUGUGUGUACAAAUCUAUCAUGUCGCAUGUACCCUGCACGUCUUAGUUUCAGACUUUUAAGCUUCCUAGGACUACCAGUAAAUGUUAGAGCACAACCUUGAUAAAGGAGGGCAAUUUUAUUUAACAAUCAAUAAUUGGCUGGAUAUGGUAGAUCGGCCAAAACUGUAGUUAUAUAAUGAUAAACUGAAAACCAUGGAGUAAAUCAUAGUCAAGUGGAAGAUGUAUCUAAUUAGAAUGGACUUAAACAAUUCCUUGCAUGACUGUUGUUGUUAGUGAGGGGCCCUGUAAUGUGUUGUCGAGUCAUGGGUGGACAAAUUAUUUUGUUGUGGAUGUUGUGGUUCAAUUUUAUGCUUGGUUUAAAUUUUAUUUUCCUUUGUUUCAAACUCAUUAUCAUACAUUACCAUACCCCAAAACAAAGGGAAAUAAAAUUUAAACCAAGGAUAAAAUUGAACCACAACAUAGCCACUUCUUUACUUUACUUUGGAGGGGUUCAUAGAGAACUGACAUCCUAUACACAUGUCACAAAAAUGACCAUUGUUUGUUUGUUUAUUUGUUUAUUUAGGGAAGCGCAGCCUCAGGCGGUAGUGGACACAUGCCAAGGCCCCCAACAGGUACAAAUACUUGUUAUCAUCAUAAAAAAUUAUUAACAUGAAAGAGUUAAAGUAUUUCCUCAAGUGGACAGUGCAUUAUAUUCAGUACUUAACUGCUACAUAUAACAGCCGAAGACUGUUCUCUAACAGAAAUUGGAGGGAGCCAAUAUACCAUAUUUCCUUGAAUAAUGGCCAUCCCUUGAUUAAUCAUCCCCCUCGAAUAAUCAUCCCCCUUUGAUGGAAACAUUUGGAAUCAUCGCCUCCCUCAAAUAAUUACCCCGCCCCCCCCUCUUGCUAUCUUCUCUUUCUUUUAUCCCCUCCCUGUACAUGUCAAGUUGAAGUGGAAAUAUUAUCUGAUUCAGCAAAACUGAUCACCGAUUAUUCAAACUCUGAGAAUAAUCAGGGAACCAAAUUUGGAACACUUAAAAAGUCAUGUUCAGUUUAUUUGAUGUGAUAAUUUUGUUUUUAUUUAAUGGUAUAAUAAAAGAAAAUAAAUUAAGGCACGACUUCCAGUGAUCAUAAGCAAUAUUUGAAAUAAUUGCCUUCCUUCGAAUAAUUACCGCAGGCUAUUAUUCAAGGAAAUACGGUAGCCCUGUGCUCUGAACCUGUGAAAUCCAGGGUGGCCAACAUAUGAUUUUUAUGAAAAAAGUUUAUUUUCUAGUCACCCAGGAGCAAAAGUAAAGUGACAGGCCAGGGCCACUGAGCACUGCUAGAGCACUGUCCUGAGCCAUGAUAUCAAAAUAAUACCCUAAGCUUGUAAUACCCUUAAAAGCAGCUAAGUUCUUAAUAAAUUAAUGUUACCCCAGAGUAAAAUAUUGUGUUCCUCCAAACAUAAAAGGUGGAAAUUCAUCCUUAUGCUUAGCUUAUACUUAACUAUUUUAAGUUUAGUGCUGCCUCCAAGAAAAUGUGACCCUUAGGGAAACAGAAUGAAUAAAUAUGUUGAAGACUACAAAAAUGUGUCACUGUUUUCAAAUAAAUGAAUUUCAGUUGGACUGUAAAAAAUAUCUGGUCGUAAAACACUUUAGGUUGUAUUCAAACUUAAUUGCAGGUAUGGCUCCUUAAACAUUAGACAUUUUAAGUUUUAUGCAAACUUAAUUUGCAGGUAUGGCUCCUUAACCAGCUGCUCUUUCUGAAAGUUAGGGGAGCUCACUACUUUGUUAAAGCUUUGUUUAUUGGUAAUUUGGGACAAACUGUUACUAACAAUUUCUGACACUUACACUGUAUUCUUUUUUAUAUUUUUUUGAAUGUACUUGUACACUAAGCUGGCUCAAGGAGAUCAAGGUCUGUGCAAGGCCGAAGAUCUAGAGUUGGUAAGAUUUAUCUUUCUGCUUUAAAGCACUCGCUCUGUUCAUGUUAGAGGCUAGAAAGAAUGUUGAAAAACAUGAUUGUUUCUCCUGGGUGUACCAGCUACAGGGGCAUGAGCUUCCACAAAGGUUUUAAUUUUCAUUGGUCAGGGUAUGUUUCGAGAGAACUUUUAUUUUUGGCUAAUGAGCACUGCAUAAAAAUAACUUUGAGAGCCUGAAAUAUCAUUAUUUUUAAUUUGCCUCUGUGUAAGAAACUAUGUCUGACUACUGCUUUCUGAGAGUGAGAAGAUGUGCAAUGCUAGUAAUGGAGAAAGCAUGUUGUAUAGACCAAUAAUUGGUCUAUACAACAUGCUUGAAAAUCAGCUGAAAAUCUUUAUUACACCAUACUUCUUCAAUUAUUGAAGAAGUAUGGUGUAAUAAAGAUUUUCAGCUGAUGGAAAGUGGGUCACAGUUAAAUUAAAGUUUGAAUUAACCUUUUCUGGUUUUCAUAAAAAAACAACAACAAAUAAACAAAGAAAAUUCUUAAUCAUAAUUAUUGUACUUGACUUUUAAAGUGGUUGUAAAAUAAUGUAAAUAUUGAUUUUAUUGUUAUGUACAUGUAGUUACAUUUAUUUUAGUGUGAUAUUUUUGUAUCUCACAUAAAUUUACAAUUAUUUUUAAUUUGCCUCUGUGUAAGAAACUAUGUCUGACUACUGCUUUCUGAGAGUGAGAAGAUGUGCAAUGCUAGUAAUGGAGAAAGCAUGUUGUAUAGACCAAUUGAAGAAGUAUGGUGUAAUAAAGAUUUUCAGCUGAUGGAAAGUGGGUCACAGUUAAAUUAAAGUUUGAAUUAACCUUUUCUGGUUUUCAUAAAAAAACGACAACAAAUAAACAAAGAAAACUCUUAAUCAUAAUUAUUGUACUUGACUUUUAAAGUGGUUGUAAAAUAAUGUAAAUAUUGAUUUUAUUGUUAUGUACAUGUAGUUACAUUUAUUUUAGUGUGAUAUUUUUGUAUCUCACAUAAAUUUACGUUUCUCUCUUAGCUUCCAUCUGUUAUUAAGUGUUACAUCUCUAGUAAAAGUAAAAACUCUUCCAUUAUUAGAGAGGUUAAGCAUCACAUUUAUGUCAAACCGCAAACGCGAAUUUGUACCACAUGACCAAGCUUCCUCUUUACUUGUCGAUUUCUGUUCAUUAUUCCUACACCUAAAUUAGUAGUUUCAAGCAAUUUUUCAUCCAUAAGAAUUGUUUGGAGCUGCUUUUAUCUGCUCAUUUUCUAUUUUGAGAAAUUCUCAACUUAAAUCUGCCGUUUGCCCUAUACAUGAAAAACUGAAAUCUCUAUUUAUUUUUUUCAAACAGCAAAGUCACCUUACUCCAGCUCUACACUCAAAGGCUCCUCAAAGCAUCAACCACCCAAGCCUGCUGCAAGAAACAUGUGGAUCACUGCAAUGAGAAAUGGAACAAGCAGUAUGUGAUGUUCUAAAUCUUUUAACAUGUCAACAUGGAAGUUUUUGCUAUCUUUCUUUCAGCACCUUUUUGGUGUUUAAGAGAAGUUGAUCAAAUAUCAAGACAGCCUGAUAAUAUAUAUGUAUCUGCCAACUUUGUUUGACUGAAAGUCAGGAGAUUUUUUCCUUCGCAAAGGCCAGUGUUUUCACAGAGGAACCGACCAUAUCCAAAAGUGCAUACAGAUUCCAAAGGUGUUUGGAAGAGAUGAAAAGCUUGCAAGAGAAUAAUUGUGUACCACAUUGACCAACUUCUAAAAUCAGAGAUUUCAGAGUAUGAUCAUUUACUUUAUUAUAUUUUAAUUCACUGUCGUAAAGUUUUUUCCUUACAUUUGUUCCAGUUUAUUGCAUUAAUUUUACACAGUUAUUUAUAAAAAAAGUGCAACUUAAGUAGGCUGUGAUAGCUCAAAUUUUUAAGCAAGGCAUGAGAAAUUUGUCCACAGGUGUGUGAGAGGGGUUGGGAUGAAAAUUAUCACUCUGUAGGUAACAUUAUGAGACUUACAUCUAAGUCAUGAGAAUUGGUUUGUAUAAGCUUAUCUCUGCUACAUAUAGGGUUCAUACAGAGUCUUGAAUUCUUUAAAAAGUCUUGAAAUUUGCCCAGCAAUUUUCCAGACCUUGAAAAAGUCGGGGAAAUGGUUAAAAGUCUUGAGUUUUUUUCAAAGCUACAUCAAGUACUUUAUACAUGUAAGUGAAUUUUGUUUUGUUUUCUCAAAUGUACACGUAUGUUUGCUUUGUGUCGUGAAAAAACGUUUUGUUCUUGCUUCUUUUAAGGUCUCUGUUAGUCACCUAUUUGAUAACCUCAAGUCUGGAAAAAGAAUUAUUAUUCUUUUGAAAAAAAGUCUUGAAUUUUGGAUUCAAAAAUCUGUACGAGCUCUGUACAUAAAGAUGUGACACUUUUUCCCAUUGACAAUGUAUCAAUUGUUUAGAUUGCAUUAUUUCAUGACAAUGCACUCCAAGUAUCAGUUGGCAUAGAGUAAUUUUAUAUUCAGAGCAAUUCAGUCCAGUUUUAAAAGUCAAGAUUCUUAAAUUCAACUUUGUUAAUCCCCUGGUUACCAGUACUUAACCCUAUUUCUGUAUGAUCUUCAUAUCAUCAACAUGACUAUCCAUCUCAAACAAUCUGUGGUGCAACAGUCCUAUUCAGGGCCCGGUUGUUCAAAGCUGGGCUCAGAUAACCCACGGUUAGUGGGAAAUUUGAAUUCAGAUAUGAAUGCCUAAACAGCAAAUUCAGUUGAAUUCUUUUUGUUUGCAAUUUGGUGAUUGGAUACUCUAAGAAGAAUAGAGAAAAUUAUACGAGAAAAUGUGUUAGAUAAAAAGAAAAAGAAACCCAGGUUAAAAUCUAACCCUGGGUUAGCACUAAUCCACCUUCGAGUAACUGGGCCCAGGACAACACUCAACAGCACAAUCACAUUCCAUCUACUUAUGAAAUGACUACUGGCUUCAAACCUUUCAGUGUAAUGUGUGGUACAUUUGAUGAGGUUGUGAUCACUACAUGUUUGUGGAAGAGGUUUUUUCCCUUCAAUAAGUGGAGUCAGCCCAGCACUGCCGGUGGUUUUCUUUAGUCUUCUGUAAUAGUUUAAGACCCCUUAGAUGUAUGUUUUUUCCUUAUUCGUUUUUUUUGUUUUCAUAAUUUCACUUUUAGCUCUUAGCACAGAAAACUCUUCCAUGAAUACUUGGUCUGGUACCAGGCCCUCUCAUAGCAGCAAACAGAUGAAGACUGGAAGUCGAGCAAGGCAUAUGAGUGAUUAUGUUUCAGUAAGUUGUAGAAGUCUGCAAACAGAUUUAAGUCAAUAUUAUCUGAAAGGAGUUAUUCUUCAGUGGUCAUUAGACUUUUUCAUGUUUUGGCCUAGGUAGUAGUUCUUCUUGUGCAUACAGCUGUACAAUCAGGUCCACAUGCAUGCCCCAACCAUGUUAUACAGGAGUGCUUACUAUUUGACAGAAAAAUCCAGUUGGGGUUUCGAGAGCAUAAUAGUAAGUGAUUUACCAGUUUAACGUAGAAAUGCCUCAUCCGUUACGGUUUGAAGAGAAAAAAAAGGGUGAACUCAUGUAGCAUGAGUCUGGAACCAAGAAGGGACCGAGAAAUUGGUUAAUGGCAUGGUAAUCAACAUUCUGUUUGGUUUGUAUCAACUGGAAUGCAAGGACUACCUCAAAACAUGCUCCUCAUUUUUCGGUUGUAAUUUCCGAAAAGUGGCCUCACCAUUUACCCUCCAUUCGAAAUUUCUGAAAUUUUCUGUCAAAUGGUAAGCACCCCAGGUGUAUGCAUGUACAGCUUAGUAAAACAGAGUCAGGUUAUUUGUGGUCAUUACCAUCAUUUUUGCUUAUUUUUUUUCUGGUCAUACAACAUAGAAACUCUUGUAUGACUGGUUUAUUUUUUACUCAUUCUCAAACAUGUAGCCUAAAAACAGUGGACAUUUGGCUAUGCCACCACAGGUUUCCUCAAUUCCAUAAUUACUGAUCAUGUUUCACUACCCAAAUCUUGUUUUAGUGCCUCUGAUUGGUUGAAAAGAUGCUUCAGCCAAUCAGAAGCACUACUAGCUGACAUGUCAUCAGUGUGGAAUUUCUGCUCUAGUCUCUCAGACAUCAUUUGCAGUUAAACCAGUGAUAGCAUCAUACAAUGUAGGCAGUUUUCUCAGACUAUCAAACAUGCUGUCUUGCUGUGAUCAUAGAUGUGUGACAUCUUAAAGUGCCACUUUCCUUCAGCUUAAUGGCUAAGUAAAUGUUUAUUCCUUUCAAUUUUGUUUUGGUUUCAGAUAAAAGACAUUAAAAAUAAGAGUCAUGUUAGAAGUGCAAGCAUGUCUGCAAGUAUGUUUUGUGUACAUAUUUUUAUAAUCUUUAUCUCUUUCAAUGUUAUUAUAUAAUGUAAAUGUAAAUGUCGCGAUUGAGAGGACAAACAUACAUGUCCUCUUUACAUAGCUUUCUGCAGUGGGCUCGGACAUCAGCAUACUAAGGGCGCCGAUGGCAGCCGCUAUCAGUCCAUUUAUGAGCACCACAGAGUUAUAUGUGAACAAGGUUUGUGAGAUGGGACCUCCGGUUUAUCGUCCUUAUCCGAGAAGACUUGAAAGUCUAAUCAUUUGCAGAUGUCAUUACAAAGACAGCACUUUCUCCUCAGUUAUUUUUUAAGACCCUGAGUGUUGGUCCGGCCAGGAUUCGAACUCGCGACCUCCCGCUCAGCAGACCGGCGCUCUCCCAACUGAGCUAACCGGGUGGCGGUUUUUCUUUAUACAAUCUUUUACUGUAUAUAAUAAGAGGGGUUCACAAGUCAUGUAACUACUUUGGUGGAAAUGUUCACAAAGAAAAACUAGAUGAAGCUCAGCUCUGCAGUUAUUAACCAACUUCACAUGAUUUUUAAACUAGUUGAUUCAACAAAGUAUAAUUGCAAUUCACAGUUUCACAACUUUUUAUCCUUGUUUUGUGUGGAGAGCCUAUGAAUUAUUUCAAGAUUAUUUAACAGUAUAAACAAAUAAAUUAUGCCAUCCAAGUGCUGAUUAGCAGUACAGCCACCGGUUAUAAUUUACUUUUUUUAAGUUGUAUUAUUCUUUCUCACUUCUUAUUUAAGGUGAACCUCAAUUGACAGGAGGAGGUCCUGCAUAUAAACCACAGGAAGACUACUAUGAUGAGAUCAUAGAGUUAAAGAAGGUUAGUGAGCUGUGAAAUGACAAUUUUGUGAAUACAAAUUAGGCCAUUUGCAAGUUCCAAAUCCCCUUGGUUUCAAAAUGAAGGUAAAAAAGUGCGUGACCUUACUUUAGGGUUUUAUGGGCCCUUAAAACUACAAUAUUACAAAUUAGUAUAAAUUUUUGCAAAUUUCUCUCUAUAUGUGUUUAGAUUAUAAAUGCCCUGAAGGAAGAGAACAAUGUUAUCAACACAAAACUUCGGAGAGUUGAAGGGGACAAUGUUUUAAAGGUAAGGGUGUACCAAAAGUAUGCAUCAUCAUUCAUCAUAAUUUAUAGACCAUGCAAACCCAUAAUCCCUUGACUUGCUCCAAUCCACAGAAGGGCUAGUGCUCAAGAUGUCAGCUGUUAAAUCUCUUUUUGGUGGCAAAUUUAAUAGUAAAAUAAGUUGUUAGAACUAACCAAGUGGACUAUUUUUACUAAAAAUUCUAACUCCAAGUUUACAAUCUUAAAUCACAAAGAUUUUGUGCUCAAGGUUUAAGUGGAAUAGUGGGUUUCUCAGUUUUGUUGAUUAUUACUUGUUUUCUGUUUUUUCUUAUCAGGAACGAAAACUUGAAGACCUAUUAAAUCAACGAAAGCAGGUAUGCACCAGAAGCCCAAUAAUACUAACAAUUGCAGGCGACAAGAGGAGUCUGCAAUCCUUAUCUCCAGGUUGUUAUUACGCAUGCGUCACAUUAUGUAGCCAGCAUUUGUUUGGACUUCUACUAAGAAUGAAUGAAAUGCACAGAACACAAUAUUUGGUGAUGCACAUCUCGACCUUCUGCCCCUCGUAAUCUGAUCAUGCAUGGUUUGGACCAUCUGUCACGUGAAACUUAGGCAAAGCGCAGCAUUGGAGCAAAAGCAUUUGGACCUUCGAUCAUUGUCGUCUGCACUCCCUAACCUUUGGUUAUCACUUGUAAUAAUAAUUUAAAUGAUAAUAAUAGCUAAUGAUGGCCUAGGUCCAUGGCUUGGUCCCAGCUCCCAAGGACAAAGGAAAUCAGGUUUAUGAGUUUAUGAGAAUGAAUCCUAAUCCUAAUCAUGGUCAUAAUAAGUAGCCAUUAGAUUCAUCAGCAAAAUAUACAUAAAAUGACAAAUAAUUUCAGGUAUACUUGAAUUUAAUUUAUUAAAAAGCUAUCUGUUUCAAGGGUUCAGUAUUUAUAUUAGGUCUUAGAUGGGAUCUUUUCUAAGGUGUGCCAAUGAAUCUUUGCUCCUUAGAAGCAAACUAUGUAAUCGAUAGUCACUAUGUUUACAAAUGUAAUAUUUUGUAAAAGAAGUGAAGAUCACUUUUUUUUAAUAGCUCAUAGAUGUUAUAACUAACUGAUGUACAUUUGGUGUUCAGUACCUCUUGUUACAAGUUGCCUCUCUUGUUAAUCUGUCCUAUUUGAUUUCACCAUACCCUCUUAGCCUCCUCCAAUAUACACAAGUAAUACCUGUAUGGAAAGGAAAAGUGAAAUUCCCUGAUAAUUCAUUCAUUUUUUCUCUAACUUACAAGCAACUUCCAGCAAACUCUUCACUGCAAGGGUUGUUGUGAUUGGAUGUAUUUAUUCACAGAUUUAACUAUAUUCUAAAAAUUGCAUAAAGAUUUGUUCUAUCAUAGAUAAUUUUCCCCCAUGUUUUUCAUGUUAUAAUCUUACUUUGAGAGUACUAACUGAUUUUUUACAUUGUAAUGGGCUCUGUCACAGUAUUUAUAGUCCUAUUUUUUCAAUGUACAGGAUUUCUAAAUAUAAAGUUAAGGAAACUUCAAAAUAUUAAUAAUUUUCUUAAAAUGGAAAAACAAUAAAGAAGUAUAGUAAACCAUAAAAGAUUAAGGAUCUUGGUUCAAGAGAGAGAUUAAGUGGAUUACAUAAACCUUAAACAACACUAAAUUUUUCAAGAUGCAGAAACAGUGACAUAAUUCAGGACUAUAAGAACCAGAAGAAAAAGUUAAGAAUGAAAAAUAAUAUUUUUUUGUGUUUGGCGGCAAACUAAGCUUUCCAUGAAGCUUUACUUUUUUAUUGCAAGGUAUGAUGUAAUAUCCAUCUUGUGUCAUUGCAACACACUAAUAAAAAUAGUAACCCCAUUUUUUUUCCGGUGUGUUGGCUGGAAUGUUUCUUUGUUUUCUUUUUCCCUUGUAUCUUUAUUGUAUUUCGUAUCAGCUUUAUCUAGGAAAUAGUUAAAUUAGGCAGGGAUAAUUAACUCCUUGAGCCCAAAUGGGCUCUGAGUCAAUAGUCCAUGAGGCUGAAGGUCAAAUGGGCUAUUGACUCAGAGGCCAUCAGGGUGAGAGGUAUAAUUGUUUUAGUUAAAUCCAUUGUCACCAUUGUUUUGGUCUCAAAGCCGGCACUUUUCACUACUAGUGGGCUAUAACAUGUAGCCUAGUAGUAGCUCAACCAAUUAGAGUGCAGCAUUGAUAAUAGACCACUAGCUGGAUUUUACUAAUUAUUAAUAGCAAUAAAUACAUAUAUUUUUCUUUACUGGAAUUUGCGCCCAUCAAGUGUGAACUAAACAUAUUUUUCUUUUCAAUGGGGCAUCUCCUCUGCAGCCAGAGGACAUGAGAAGGACACUAACUGACAAGAAAGGAGACACCAGUGCUGUAAGUACUUGACUUGAUUGUAAACCUAUUUAUUUAUUUAUUUAUUUAUUUACAAUUUUAUUAUUUUAUUUUGCCAAGUAAGAAAAUGAGCCACUGUGUCAAAUUUGUAGUUUGCUUAAAAUUACAUUAUAUAGUUAUAUAGAAACUCUAGGCUAGAUUUUGAAUUGAAGUGGCUUUCAACAGUAACUUUCUUCUGCAAUUUGAAUUCCCCAAAAAAUUUCACGUGGCUGAACAGAGUACAGUAGCCCUAUAGCAACUCCACUAGCCUCAGGCUAUCGAACACUACUUUCUUUGCACACAAUGAUAACUGCUUUCAAAUUAGCACUAUUCUACAUGUAGCUUAUUGGUGAAAACCACCUUUACAUGGGUCCUAAAAUGACUGAUUUGAAUAUUCUUUGUUGUAUUAAUGCAAAAAUUAUAGUACUUUUAUUUGAGUCGAUAAAAUUACUUGACACUUUGUUUUGUCUGUUGUUCAAAAAAUAAAUAAAUAUUAUUGGUAAUUGUUAAGCCUUUGAUCUGUAUGUCCUAAGCCUUUAUCAGUGAAGGCUUAUACAGCGGUUUUUAACUAAUGUAACAAUACAGUAAUUGUUUUGAAAAUAAUAGAAGUGAAAAUUCAAUGAAUAAAUUAAUGGAUUGAAUCCUUUUCUUGUGCAGAUUGUUAACAGUCUGAAACAGAAACUCCAUGCAGUGGAGCGAACUGUUAAGGACAAGGAAACUGAACUAAGGUAGAGGCACGCAAAUCAUCAUCUUUAUAAAUAUUUUCUAACAAUAACUAGGGACCCUUUAUUUGCCCUUAGCGGUAGUUAUAGCACAAUAAAAGCUGAUGCAUGGAAGCAAGCAAGAAGCUGAAAGAAAGAAAGUUGAAAAGAGUGUGAGAAUUCCUUUUGGCAGGAGGCAAACUUGUUGACUAUUCACAAGCUUAGUGUAGAGUGAAACAGGGUGACUGCUUGUACUUGAUCGAGGCGACUGGCCAAUGGAGUUUGAAUUUACAGUUAAUAUGGAGAGAAAAUUCUGGGAAUUUGUUAAGUGGCCAUCGAAUAGAUCGAGGGCUGCUUAAGAUGGCUCGACCGUAUUCUUCAGUCACAAAACCUCCUGUCUUUGAACACAAAAUUCAAACGUUCCUCAAACAAAACAGAAAAUAUACUUGAACAGCUGUAGGGUAUAGAUUGGGGUUUCCAAAAAAGUCAGUUUUUUGUUGCAAAUUCAGUGUACAUCCAUGGCAACACGCUGAUGCCAUUACUAUUUUUGCAUUUCCUCAAUUUGUGAGAAGUCCAGACUGAAACUGUUCAUAGGAUUUAUUGUAGUUCAUACAUGUAUAACUGGUGUUUACUUGAAAGACCGUUUGAAACACUGAAACGAAUCAUAAACAGGGCUUUUCGCGAAACGUUUAAAUGUGUAGUAUCGGUAAGAACUGAACUGCUUUAUAGCAAUUGACUCUGAGAACAAAAAGAGGAAUUAACAUGCCGGAAUUUAUCAUCAGUGUUUAUCUUAAUCAACAGUAAACUGAAGAAAGACAUGAAAAUGACGAACAUUGAAGAGCUGCAAAUACAGAGUGAGACUUACUAUCAAGAGGUAAUGUAUUCAGUUCUAAUAAAUCAUAACGUGCAGCCAUCGCUUUAAGUUCCCUCUCUUGUGAAUCGAAACAGAAAGUUUGACUGUUUUAAGCGAGAAAACUAUAAAAAAGUAAACGAAAAGUUCACUUUUUACCCAAUCUCAAGAUCAAGUUUUUGAUAAUAAAAAGAAGGCAAAUCUCGAAAGUGUAUGAUAACAAGAAUAAAAGAAACUGUUAGUAACCACAGCUAGGUUCUUUGUUUGGUUUCACGAAAUGGUCACAUAUUUACAUCUUUUCUAGUCUUCAAGUUUUUAACCUUUUAUUGCCGUAUGCUCUUUAUUUUAAAAGCUGACGCUGCUUUUUUCUUUUCUGAACUCAUUCUGUACAGUUUUCUAAACUUCUAAAUUUGUUCAUUUUUCACCUUUUGUUUGCCUUGCAGGUUCAAAGAUUACAACUGGCUCUUUUGGAAAUGCAGCAAGCACAGGUUCAUGACCCUCCUGGAGGCUGGAGGUAUACACACACUCAUUAAUAUACAUUUCAGUGUUUAUUAAGCUUUGUCAGACUUUGCAGGGACACCAACAACAGCUUGCGCCAAUUUCUGCGACCCCCAGCUACUUUCUUAGGAAACACAAAGAACAUAAACUAAAAGAAUUUCCUCGUUGUUCAGUUCCCCGCCCACUUAUUACCUAAGCUCGGUAACUUGAAAUCUACCCUGCGUGCAGAGGUUUCUCUGUUUCAUGGCUUUUCGCAUUUACGAAGUCGUUCACUUCGCUUGUCAGUCUCGAAGCUGGUUUGUUUACGCCCCGAAGCCACUGACAAGCCAUGCGAACGACUUAAAAAAUGCUAAAAGCCAUGUCAGAAAGAAACCCCUGCUCGCCGGGUACCCAAAAUCAAAUGCUGUGGCAAAGCGUCUUUGUUGCAAUGGUCAUCUCACGAGAUUUAUUGUACAGACUUCAAUUGUUGUUUCUGAACCACGCGUUGAUAUUUGAGGGCAUUUUUUCAGCUCUCCAAGAAGUAGUCCCUCAUCAAGAAGAUCGAAAGAAAAGCCUUCAACUUUAACUCUUCAGCGACUAUCAGGUAUGAAAAAUGAUAUUGUUUAAAAUUCACCAAUUUUACAUACAGCUAUUUCGAGAAAGGUUGUCAGAAAAAAUGUGCACGCGACAAUCCUGAAACUGAGGUAUUAUGGGAUAUGAUCAAUACACUGUUCCUGAACUGUAGCUGUCGAACAUACUUUUGUUUCUUUCUCUAGCACUCGCAAACAUACCUCCACGGUUGCUCGUGCCAUUCUUUCAAAUUUUUGAACUCAAAAUCCCCCACAAUACCUUUCGGAAUUGUCGCGCGCACUUUGUCCGACAACCUUUCUCGAAAUAGCUGUAUAAUUUUGAAAACCAACCAUGUUGCGCACAUUUGUGACGCAUAGUGAAUGUCGCCUAGCCCGUUGUAGGCGUCCCCUCGCUGUUUUUCCUGCUCACAUCUUUUCGUACCGCUCCCACAAUCUGAACACAUGGAACAGGCUAAAUAGGGAGUUAAGCAGCGACGUUUUUGAGCGACGCACGUCUCCCGGAAGUGAGCCUUUUUCUCUUUUAAAUAUACCUUGACGCUACCAAAUUUGUAUUUCUUAGAGUCUUCACUCUUAAAGAGACGAUUUGUCCGAGAAUUUGUUCGAAGUCACGGCUUACAAGUCACAAACUCCACUUCUGGUUGACCUGCAUCGCUCAAAAAUUACGUCAGUUGGUUAAACUCCCUAAUGUCGCCUUAAAACUCUAACAGACUGUUCUACAGAAUGCUAGUCUAACCCGCCUUGACUCUUGUUGACUCUCCAUGGGCUCCUGGGGUCAAAACAUUUACAAGUGUAAUCACUGUUUCAGAGUCUGAGACAGAAGCCACACUGGUAAACUACACUUGUAAAAUUUUUUAAUGUAGGGUUUUUACCGAAAAACAUUGCUACUUCAUUAUUAAGAUAGGAUGCAAAUUUUUACUUUCAUUUGCAAAAUUACUUGAGUCAACAUGUCCCAUUAGAGACUAGGAGUAAUGUCUUGAUUUUCUUAAACAGUGGAGUAGAGUGAGCAGCGAAAAGCGCUUCCCGUGUUGAGUUCAAAGAGAUUAAGGAACACUGGUCAGUAACGUUUCAGAACCGAUGGACAUCGUCUCCUCGUGACUGAAACCUUGCUGAGUAGCCGUCAAGGGUCGCCAGUUGUUAGCAGAGGUCUCUUUUCCCUGAUUUCCAAGGGAGAGGAGGCCUCAGAGAAAUGACAACACUGACAAGUUGCUAGAAGUUUCGUAUGUUCGAAUAAAAAGACACCUUUUCCGUACUUAUGAGCACGUGAAUUCUGAAUGUGAUGUGUGCUUUGUUUUUGUUCAUUCUUUAGAGGAAAAUGACCAUUUGAAAGCGGAAAAUCGCAGUCUCAAGAAAGAUUUGCUGGCAGCAAUAGAAAAUUCGUCUACUGGAGAAAAGAAAGUGGCUUUGAAAAGUCAGUAGAGUCUUGCUAAAUUUUGUUGUCGACUUUUGCUUAAUAUUUGUUUGAAUUUUGGCACUUGUAUGUUUCGCUGAAGCUUUUAAAUUGAUGCAAAAUGUUAUUGAGUACAGUAUUUUGAUCCCAAACACUAAUAUGCAAAUUGUUGGUACUUGUGAUUUCAGCCGAGUAUGCAGAUAUGAACCGAGGGCAACUUCUGGCUAAAAUUCACGAACUAGAGGAAGUAAGUUAUGUGAUACUUUAAUAUAGGUUUUAUCCUUAUUUUUGUUAUUUCAAAUUUUGCAGACACUGUCGACCAUUUUAAUGUCGAAUGUUAGACCAGGUGUCCAGUAGAGUGCUUGCACUUUAACAGAAAAAAAAUGUCACUUUGUAAAUGUACUGGCCGUUCUGUUACUGGACUUUCUAAAAGUCCUUUAUGUUUUUUCCUUAUAGCUUGUUCAGUCCAUAUUGGUAAACGCAGGUUGAAUAUGCCAUUUUAAAGGACUUUUCAUACCUGUUUGGCGCGAAAUUCACCGGUCGAAAAUUCUACCAGUGAGAUCGUGACAAUUGACCAUGAAAUAUCACCAGUGAGUGAUAUUUCAUGCCCCUCCCGACACAGCAUCUGUCAAUCCUUUUUUCCCGCGUGAAUUUAUAAUAUGAUUCAAAUCCAUUCAGGCGAAACAAGUCGACCUCGACACUUCGUCGCGCUCGCUCGGUCGCUGCGCGACCUCAUGGAUUGAAGCUUGCUUCGCUCACUUUUAAGAACUUAUGAGAUGUCGACUUGUAGCAAGUCUAUUCUAUUACCUAUUUUAGUGGAGGUUAUUUUUACUGUUGUUAUUUGCAGACAUUACGGAUUAGUUCUAUAUUAACGGAUGCGCAAAUAACAAAUGCAUACGUUUAACGAAGACAGAUAUUGUGCCUUUCUUGUCAUGGCUAUACAAAACACCCAGAAGAGCACUUGUCCUUUACACGAAAUAGAGUUACUUUGAGAAUGUCGUAGCUUUGUGAAAUCUAUCCGCCGAUGGCAGUUACGCUGCUCAGGAAUCAAAAGGGCUGUGUGACAGCUGUCUCGCUCAUUUUGUUAAUCUUGCCAAUUACGCUUUCUUAUGCGCUAUCAUGGAACUUAACGUUAACGAAGAAAUUACUAGCUUAAUAGCGUAAUAAUAGCGUUUUUCCUCGUCUCCUCCUUUCUUUUUAUGUGUGCAUUUGUGCUAUUUAAAGCUGAUGUCACGUAGCAAAAAUAAGCUUUGAAAAACUGCUUGGCUAACAAGUUUUUAAAAACUCACAAUUUCGAUCCGACCCGUUUCAUUGUUCUUCAAGUUUGUCUAUCUGUGCCUUCUCUUUUCUAUUUGCUGUGUUAUUUACACCUUGUUUUAAUGUCUUGAGCUGUUAUUUUUAUGAUUCGCUCAAUUUGGCGCCAGUUCUUACUACUUGAAUUUUAAUAAAAUUCGUGACACAGCUCCUUUAAGGUACCGGAAAACGGGCAACAAAAAACGUGUAACUUGUCUUGCAAUAUUGCUGCACAACGAGUUGAAUAGCGAUGUUGCGCAUUUUAUCACCCACCUUCAAACCUGUUAAUAACCUGAUUUGUUGCAGGACAGGUUUGAUGUGGGUGGUAAAACGCGCAACGUCCUUUAUAUUCAACUCGUUUUGCAGCAAUGUUGAAAAACAAGUUGAACGUUUUUUGUUGCCCGUUUUUCCGUAACUUUACCUCGACGAGCGAUUAGAAUCGCGGUUCUUAUAUUGUUCUUCACUUAAGUAAAGUAUCAUUUAAUCCUACUUCAGUGCAGGAUUUAGAUUCAAAUUAGCGGGGUAAAUUUACAGUGUAAAUAAGGCCUUAGUUUGGUCUAGAUUCAUUAGAUUCGUUCAUUGCUGGUUUGCAGAAACUGCAGGACUCCGGCGGAAAGAAAAUACUGCCUCGCAAGGGAUCCUUACCCGAGGAAAAACAAACUGACUUGGAAGUGAGAAGAAAAAGUAUUUCAAAAUCUGCUGAAGGUAUAAUUUAAUUUUAUCAAGAAAAUUGCAUUUUCAGAAGAGAGAAGCAUCAGUGACUUGUUAAAUUUUGCCUUCGUGAAUGAUGUUUUCUUUUUUCUUUUGACAGUUAGGGACUGGUCAAAAAGUACAGGGGGGGUGGGCCGGAGCAGAGAGGGGGUGGGUCAUGAGGUUUUGAGCCUUGUGCAAGGGGUGGGUCGUGCAAUUUUAAGCUAUCCUUAGGGGGUGGGUCACCCUAUUUUAUUACAUAGAUAAGCACUAACCACUAACGAGACAGUUGACCACACUUGUUAUAUAAAACACAGCCAGCUGGAAUUAAAUUGCUAAAAUACUCACAAACCUGUUGUGUGAGAAAAAUGCAACGGGUGACAGGCCGCACAUCCCGUGAACCCUUUGUUAACCUUUUUUUUUUUGCUCUAACGAGCAUGUCCUUUAAUGAUUUUCCUUUUUUGUAAGGAAAUGAUUGGUGGUUCUUUAAAAAUUUAUUAAAGUUAUGGCUGGUUUUGUAUAAGAUUCCAUUUUUAUUAUUCAAGCUUCCUUUAAAGUAGACACUGAGGGCUGGUAUUGUGUCACAAAUGGCAAUAUUUCUUUUUCCUCCUUGUAUGUUUUGUUUUAGGAGUUUAGACUCGUUUUUGUAAAUUUUAUUUCUGAUAGUAGGUCUUCUAUCAAAGUUUGUGGGUAGCCUCCGUCCAUCAAGCGUUUUUUUUUUUNUCUUGAAUCUUGUGCCUUUGUAUACGACCGUGUCUAAAAAUGCUGCAUCUCAGUGUCAAAUGUUUCGGCCAUGAAUUUAAUAGUUGGGUGAUGUAAGUUUGCUUGUUCAAUGCAGGCUUCGAUGUCAGGUUUACUCAUGUCCCAUAGGGAGAAGAUAUCGUGUAUGUAGCAUUUCCAAACUGUUGUUCUAAAGACAGUUUUGCUUAGAGUUGUUGUUUCAAUAUAUGUCAUGAAAAUAUUGGCAAAGGAAUCAAAACUGCUGUCUUUGUGCCCAUUACAGUUCCAUGGUUUUGUAGGUAGUGCUUUCCAUUGAAGUGGAAGAAAUUUUCUUUGAGGAUUAAUCUAAGAAUUUCCGGCAAGUAAUGUGUAGGAAUGGGUCGUCUUUAUAGAAAUUUUCAUAUGCUUUGUGACAGACAAUUUCAAUAUGCCCUUGUUUUGCUGUAUAUUUGUGUCAAGACUCAUAACGUCCAUGGAAACAAGAAAUGUUCUGUUUUUCACAUUUGUCUUUUCAGUAAAAGGUAUGAUUUCUGUGAUUUUGAUAUUGGUUGUAGCAGUGUAUCAACAAAUUUUGUCAAGCACAGAACAAGGUUAGGCCAUCCUUUUUUUCUCCGUUUACCGUCGUCCGACCGACCCAAAUUUUUGGCAUUUUUAAAAAAAAGGUAACGACGUAGUUACACCAUUUUUCACUUGAAAUAAUUCUUUUAAUCUGAAAAAUGAGCAUCAUAAGAGCACAGAGAAAAACAGGAACAAAAACAUGAACAUUUUUCACAGUAUAUUGUACAUUUUGUUAAUCCAAAUAUGUGAAUGUUAACUUUUAACGUCAUCCUGGGGUACCAGGGCCUACUAUUCCGAGACUUCUAGUGAUUUUUUUUUGAAGUUUUUUUUUUUCAAUCCGACCGACCGACCCAAUAUCAGGAAACGCAUUCGACGGUAAACGAAGAGAAAAAAGGGGAUUGCCUUAGAGGAAACCAAUCAUCCAUGUUUUAACUAGGGGGUGGGUCAUGCAAUUUCCAACCUUGCUUUAGGGGUGGGUCAGUCAUUUUUGUGCCGAAGGGAGGGGGUGGGUCAUGUGUUUUUUAUCAACCACAUUUCUAAAUGCUCCGGCCCACCCCCCCCUAUACUUUUUGACCAGUCCCUUAAAGCGUUAAUAGAGUGACCAAACUUUACCUUACCUUAUUCGUAUUUUAUGUUGGUAGUUCCAGGAAGGAUCGAACUGAAGGGAACCACAUCUCAGAAACUCGCCCAGCUUCAAGAAAGAGAAAUAGAACUUCUAGAAGAAAGAGAGAAACAGCGCAAAGUGAUUGAGCAACUGAAAGAAGAUCGCGCACAUUACAGAUCAGUCGCAGAUGACCUCAGGUAAAAUAAAGAUUGCCAUACACCUUAUCCAGAAAUGGUACUUUUCUUUUAUGUUUAUGUUAAUUAACCCUCGUGGCUUCGAUUGUAUGUUCGGAAUUCAAGAGAACUUCUUCCUUGAAACGAGACUACCUAAAUUGGCCACCACUUUGAAAUGAGGUGUAUUUGUCUUGAUUGAUCUUGUCAAGUGAAAUAUUAUGCAGUUUUGGUAAACUUGAGGUUUUUCAACACUGUGAACUCAAACGGUUUGUUUAACCGAAUUUGAGCCGUUUGUGGGGGAGUAAAAUGCAGUACCUUUGAUAGAUUCUGAUUUAGCUAUCUAAAUAAAAGGCACAAGGGGCCCCGAUGUGAGGUAAAGUAGUUUUUAAAAAGGCUGUUUUGGUCCAGAUUGUGCUGAAGUGGUUACACAAGAGGUUGAAUAGGUCAUUUUCGAGUUCCAAGAAUUCUUACUUUCAAAACGAGGCUAAUGAAUUUUAGUAAAAUCCAACUAGUGGCCUAUUAUCAAUGCUGCGUUCUGACUGGUUGAGCAGCGAAAAGCGCCGGCUUUUUGGCGGCAAAAAAGGAUCAAAGUCUAGCUUUAACUAGCUAAAAUUGUUUUGUCUCGAUAUUUUUUGACCAACUAGUUGAAUUUUAUGUUACUAAAACAGUUAUUCCUCUCGCCCUCAUGGGCUCUGAGUCAAUAGCCCAUGAAGCCGAUAUUUGCAUGAGAAUAAACAAUCAUUUCCAUAUCGAUGGCUUCGCACUUAGCCUCGCUUUGAAACAGAGACUUGAGGCCACUCAGAAAUGGUCUAUUGGACUGAUGGGAGUGAAUUUAGUUUUUUAAUUUGUCCACCGUGGUUAUCUAGGGACAAGGAGAUUGCUAACCUAGAGUGGAUUCCAAGAAGAUUUGUUUUAUUACAUGCUACACAUUUUCCAAGAUACAGACAUGCAUGUGAAUGGAAUUUAUUCGUUGUUUGAAAUCAUGGACCUUCCAACAAGUUUACAUUUGAAUUUGACUAAAGUUGGUGAUCGGCGAUGGUAAACAGUUUAAUGACAAACUAUUUCUAUAGAAGCAGUAGCUUUCCGCGACUGUGUUGAUUCGUUUGUAGAGACGGGCCUAUACUUGGUUAUAAGGAUUGUUAAUCUACUGUACUAACUACAAUAAACGAUUAGGUUGCAAUUGAAAUCUACUCAAGAUGAGCUAGUCAUAUUAAAAGGCGAGAAGGCUGCUGUAGGAGAAAGAAGAAGAUCUUCCGCUAGUUUAUCCAGGUGAGGUCUAUUAACACUGCUAGCGAGCUUAUGAAACCUCGUCAGAUUUUUGAAUGUCGAAAGAGAUUCCUUUCGCUCGACUUGUACAAAAACUUAAUACAAACAGUUUUUCGUUGAAAUUGUUAGUACAUGAGUUUUACGCAUUUGUGGAUGAGUUUCGUGAAGUCAAGUUUAUUGCGUUGCAAAAAAAGUGUUUGAAAGUGACCUUUUAAUACAGCAAGGCAGCAGUAUUUUUGCGUUGGUGGGCACUAAAUGCGAGAACUCGUCAAACAGAAACGUCUGAAGGUGUAAAUAGUAUUAGACUGCGGAGAAGGAGGGAGAGAAACUUGUUCUUUUGCAGCGCAAUAAUCUUUGUAUUGGUUUGGUACGUUUAGCCCAAGGAAGCUAUCCCUUAAGGAUACAUCUUCACCAGACAAUAACGAUGACGACUUGGAUCGAAUGUUGAAGGAGUUUCAACAACAGCGAGCUGCUAAGACGCUACAAAGACAGUGGCGUGGUUACCAAGGGAAGAAGCAACAGCAGGCAAUACAAGAGGAAGAACAGAAGAGAAACGGCGCUGCCGUGACGCUUCAGAAAAACUGGCGCAGACACAGAGAUAGGGUAAGUGCUAAACCAAAAGAUGUUUCCCUGUCCUUUAUUCUUGUUAGAUCUCUUCAUUGUAGAUGAAGCUUUCAAGUUUCAAUGAAACCUCUUCUUUCAGAUGGUUGCCUUGUUACCUCAAAUUCCAAACUUCAUACAAUCCACACCUCUUUGACACACACAUAUCUUUGCUGUGGACUCUUAGCUUUUUCCCUUUCGUGUCCUCGUUAAGAAGGUUUGUACUAUAACUGAGUGAUUUCUCGCGUGCCCAUGAGUUUUAGUCUUUUGGAGUUUAGAGCAUGAAGGUAUUGUAAUGAUGCUGCUGUUUGUUUUUCAAAUAUUCGCAAUGGAACCACUCGCCUGCGGCUCGUGUUGCCACUCGAAUUUCGAAUUUUUUGACGUGUUUUCCACAGUCGAAGAGGUUUAACAAAGGAAAAAUGUUGUUUGCAGUAUUUGUUUAUUACAUGUAUCCUCAUUUUCAAAGCGAAUCCUAGAUUUCUUUUCUUUCCUUUGAAAAUGACUUUUCAUUCACACCAAAAUAAACUAGUCAGCAUUUGAUAUGAAUUAUUGCACGCUAGGCCUUGCUGUGAGCCUCAGCGCAACUUAUCCCAGGGUAUCAAGUGUCUUUUACCCUUGCACUUCAAGAUAUUUCGGGCUGGUCCGACACAUCUUCAGCCGAAGGCCGAAGUAACAAGUGGCAGGGGAUUUUCACGGCAAACGUUGGGAGGGCUUUAGAUGAUCACGUGAUUCCAAGACCUCUAGGGUGCCCCUUAUCGUUUGAAGUUGUUCACGCAACUUCCCCUUUUUACUGCCCUAUAGAUCCGAACGUCUACUUAGUUAGAAAAUGUUUAGAAACUGUUAUAUAAUAAGUAUUAAUUUUGGGCAACAUGAAUUUCUUUCACCUAAAAAUAUUCCACAGUUAUUUAUUUUUUUUACAAACUUGCCCUGAAAAAAUAUAAACAUUUAUUGAACUGGAAUUUUCAUUGCAGACCAAGCAACAAGAAGAAGAAGCCAAGGAAGAGGUAAUGUUUAAAUUCAUGCCAUCGUUUCAGGGGUCUAUGUGCAGGUUCUUGUAGGGUAAGGACAGGCUUUUGUGGCAGAGUGGAUUUUGUGGUGGGAGAUUUGGGAGUGCUACCGUCACGUUAAGCCUUCAUCAACGCCCUUUCACCGGUCCCCAAAGUACGUUUUCGCAGGCUACAAAGUACAAGACUUCUCUAUGAUCUUCCCAACCAUAGCAAAUCUUGAGACCUGUUAAGUUUCUUGUAUACAACAAUUUUCUCCUCUAACUGGAAUCAUGUUAACGAGUAGAUAACCUAAAGGUAAACUGAGAUGCACUGGUUUUAUUAUGAAAGCCUCACCGGGAUCAGGUAAACUAAAACAUACGCAAAAGACAUAGACACGACACUGAUAGAAUCUAAACAGAUCGGGGUCGUAGCCGUUGACAGCUGUUUGGCAAAUUUUGUGGUUCAUCAGAACGGCGUAACAAAAAGGAAAGCUCUGCUGAAGAAGUACCUUUACACGCUGUUUAAAGCCCUAACAUUGGACUGUCACACCUGCCGAAUCACGCCAUGUAUGUUCCGUUUUAACACCACGAAAACCCCGCGAAAACACUUUUAAAAUGUAAAGUUCUUUGUAUUCUAACAUUUUGCCAUUCAUUUGUAGGCGAUUAAAGAGAUCCAGGCCGCCUUGCGAGGUCAGGCCGUUCGUAGCAAGUACAUUGAGGAAAUUAACAAGGAUUUCACAGACCGCGAUGACGCUAUUGUCACUAUCCAAUCAGCAAUGAGAGCGCACUCUGCGAGAAUGAAGCAUCUGGGAGAGGAACCUGGGCAUGAGCUGGAGGCACGUGAAACGAGAACAAGAGGAAGGUAUAGUAGUUAAAAUGGCCACAAAAUUGCUUCGGAUUAUGUUUUAGAGAAGGCACUUUUUCCUGGCAGCAUUUGUGGUAAGAUGUACGCCUGUGUCUUUUUUUGUUGGGUUCUGGAAACCCAGUAAAGACACUGGCGUACCUCAUUAAGGAGCAUGUCAUCCCAACGGGGCAAAAAGUCGACCAAGUUUUCCUGCCGCUUGUGCUAAAAAGGAACUGAUAUAACUCUUUGCGAACUUCUCUUGUUUUCUUUUCAGUUCCAGUCACCUGUCGCUUGGUUCGGAACCUGACUCUGAUGAUGGCCUGGUAACUAGCUCGUCAAGUAGUAGGAGACACCCAGGACCUGCUCUAACAAACGCAAGGAGACACAGUUUGUCAGGUUAGAACAUGCUGUAUAGACCAUAUUAUUGUAAUAUUUUUACCUAGGUCGCGCACUGCAAAAACGUUUUAUCCUGAUGCUUACUUAGUUACUUGAUUGGAAGCUUUUAGUUGUAUUAACAGAUAUAAAAGAAAUCAUUUCGUUCUAAACUGCUUACAACUUUUAUUUGUGUGUUUGCAUGCAAAAGAGCUGUGUUUGUGGUAAAGAUGUAAAAUGAAUAAUGUUAGUUUAAGUCGUGCUGCACGCGAGAAUGAAUUAGGUGUGAAGGUAGAGCAAGAUUGCUGUAGUUUCUUUCACAGUCUUUGUUAUGCUUUGAAACACAGCCAUGCUUUCUCUUCUCAUUCUUAGUGAAAGUUUCGCUUUACCAAAAAGCUAUUUGUUACGUUGACAAUCACAUGCAUAUUAACGUUCGUGGCUAUACCAAAAUUGUCAGUCAAUAACCGGUAUUUUGUUAUAUUAUAAUGUAAAAGAUCCACAGUCGUCAACCAAACCCGUGGGAAAAACACUUGAACCUGAUAGAGCUGUACAUGUUGAGGAAUUUGCACUCAAAGACGCUGCACGAGAUAAAAGACUUGCACCAGCACCACUUGCACGUGAUCAGGCACCUCUUUCUACUCCUAAUCAGAAACAUAACGCACGUGACGAGACACGUGAUUCUUCGCCACGUGCGCGACACGAGACAACCGCUGUUACUCUUAGUAAAAAAGUUCCACGUGAUCAAGUUGCUGAUAUAUCAGCACUCUCGCACGAUGAAGUCCUUCUAGGUAAUGAGGCACAUGCAGAAGAUAAAAAACUUGCAGGUGGUCUUGACCGUGAUUCGUCCACACUUGCACGUGAUCAGUCAGAAUCUGAUUCAGAUGAUGACGCAGUAGUUAUUGGACAAUCAGCUAGAACAGGCAACCGAGAAAAAGAAAAGGCUUAUUUGAACUCGGAUGCCUCUGUUGAAAGCAAUCAAAGAACUUUAGCUGUUAAUAAAAAGGAUGUGAUUGCAGAGAAGACGAGAGCAUACCGCGGAAAGAAACACGCCGCUGAAGAGGCAACGAAGAGUGAAACUGGAGAUAGCAACGAAAAAAACAGUAAAACAGAGGGUAUGUUUAAUCAGUGGAAGAUUGCAGCAUGAAGACCAAUCACCGCCAACAUUUAACACUGAUCAGUAACCAACUUAUGGAAAGCGAAUCAGUCUAACAAACUUCCCUCUUAAUAUUCUUCAGCAUAUGAACUUGGCAGAGUUCUUUCUUCUAACGAGAAACAAAUACUAACAAUUGUGCACAUCUUCUUUCUUUGCUUUUUCAAACAAAAAUCUUUAUUAGUUGGGCAUGAUUAUUAAAGCAGAAACCUCUUUCUCAUCUUUCUUUGUUUUUAUCUUUUUCCGUAUUCCAUUUCAUUCUAGUAUCUUGGUAACUUAGUUUAAAUUCAUGUUAUGUUGUGUGUAAUACAUUGUAAGGAACAAUAAGUUUGGAGUGGGAGCUCUAGUUUUUAGACCAAGUCCGUUUACACGAGAUAAGGACUUGUUACGGGUACCCCCUGCCGGCCCUUCCAAUUUUGGCUACAGAAUAAUUUUUCUUUUUUGAGGGGGGGGGGGCCGCUGGAAAGUCACGUUUUUGGGGGGGAGGGGCGUAACCCGUCCUCAGCCACUAUAGUACUCAAACGUUUGUUGUAGUGCAAACUGGUCUUUUCAGUGUUUCACCUUUUUUUCUUCCCCCAGGGUCUAGGCGUGUUAUCUCAGCUCCAAGGUUUUCAAACAUUUCUGAACAUAGCGAGGAUGAAGACUCCAGACUGAAUGAAAACCGAUAUGGUAGGACGCGAAACGAGUCAGCGCACGAUGUAACUGAACAACAACGGAAGAAAAAAGGCUUCGAGAUAGUUGACAGUGAUGAUGAUGAUGACGAUGCGGUUGUUACAGGGCCGAGACGAUCACUGGAUACAGGCCUGAACCGACAACGGCCUUCUCUUUCACGAUCAAACCGAGAUAUCACCCUGUCGGGUCCGAGCAAGGAAAACGGGCCUGGGUUAUCCCGAUCAUCCCGAGGGAUAAACCCACCUCUUACGAGCGAGGACAACUUUAAAACUGUCGAAAGCAGGCCUGGGUUGUCCCGAUCAUCCCGAGGGAUAAGCCCACCUCCUACGAAUGAAGACAGCGUCAAAACUGCCGAAAGCAGGCCCGGGUUGACCCGAUCAUCCCGAGGGAUCAGCCGUCCUGCUUCGAGUGACGACAGGACAAGAACAUUCGAAAGUAGGCCUGGUCUUUCGCGAGCGUCAGGUCACUUGUCAGUUAAUAGAGAUUUCGAAGAUUCUGAAAAAGAACAAGAGGAAAACGCUUCCAGACCAGGACUUUCCUCAUCAAAGAGGCCAUUAAGUGGAAAAAAAACCAGUUUAACUCGGAGUGGGAGCCGUGACAAGGACAAGGACAGCCCAAGAGCUUCAGCUUCAGGACGGUCUAGGAUGAUUACGGGCUCAGAAGAAGAUAGCGGUGAAGAUGACGUAAUCAUGACUGGAAAAAAGACCAAAAAUGUUAGUGGUGAUGGGAAGAAAGGCGGCCGUCCCAGUCUCACUCGGAGAUCAUCUCCCAGUGCAUGUAAGGACAUGUCUUUUGAUUCAUAAGAUAACUUAAAUAGACCCACGCAGGAAUUGACUGCAGUGAAGUUUUUACAUUGAAAAUUGUAUUAUUUACAGAAAUGGCAAAUUUUCAUUUUCCAGGAGUUACAUGGAGCUCCUUUUAGGGCGUUGAAAAAUUCACUUCCAUCGGAGGUUCUUUAACCGCCCAAAGUACUACUCUUUACUCUUAAUCUCUUAACUUGACGUUAAGAUUAACCAUUUUUCAAAUUUUAGCAAUCAGACCAGUGCGAGGAGUAGCCACAGGCUUAAGCUUCUUGAGCCUCACUGUAAGAAAGAUGUGUUCAAGUUUUCUUUUUUCCUAAGGACUGCUUGAGACAGGAAUCAGCUCCUCCCUGAUAUGUCUCACAUUACGUCUCUUGCCGAAUCUAAGAAUUGCCUUAGUUCAGUAGCUAAAUAAGAAUUUCUAAAUUUGUAUAGUUAAUAUUUAUUCUAUUUUCUACAUAUUGUUGCAUGUAAUUUUUACUUUUAUAUUUUGUAAGUGGUUGGUGUGUUGACUUGCCUUACUGGCUUUUGCUUACCUACCGUAAAUGAUCGAUUAAGCGCAACGGUGCUUAUUUCAUUUUCCCUGUUAAAGGUGCGGUGCUUAUUCGAGAGCGAUUUUAUUUCAACUACGGGUGAAACACUGAGGGGAAUAUAGAGAGAACUCAGAGCUGUGCAAGAAAAAGGACAAAUAUGUAUACCUCGAACUGUCAUAUGGUCUUAUAUGAACCCGGUUUCAAGAGUUUCACUGCAUUAAAACUUUAGAACUCGCGAGUUGGUCGUGGUCUUAUUUCUCAAGCAAUAUGGUUUUAAUAUCUCUUUAUGUCAAGCGCCGUUACAAAGUUGGGGCGUGUCUUUGUAAAUACCCAUACCCAAUCAGCCGCUCGAAAAUUCGUCCGUUUUCGUGAUAAUUUAAUAGCCUUAGCCCUCAAGGGGAAGCUACACUGAAGUUGAAUUUAGUGCAGGGCCCAAUUGCUCGAAAGAUGGUUAAGUUUAACCCAAGAUUAAGCCAAAUUUUAAUUACGGUUUUCUUGUCUUCGAACAUGUAACUCAAGCUUACAAAAUACUGUUUAGCCUUCACUCUGAGAUACAAUCAUGAUAACAGAAAAUGUUAUUCCAAGCAAUGCAUAGAAGGUAAAUACAAAAAGUGGGGCAAAAUUUUAAUCCUAAGUUAGUGCUAAUCGGGCUUUCAUGAACAGGACCCAGAACUAUAAAAUUUAACGUUCUCUACAAAGAAGGUUAUGAUCCUAACUUUGAGGCUAAGAAACGUUUUUCUGUUAAUUGCAGCGUCGUCUCAGCGUGAUUCUCUAGUUAACAGCCUGGACAACUUUUUCUCUUCGACUUCUUCAAAUAAAGGAUCCAGUAGUAAAAAGUCCCCCCGGAAAACGCAGGCUAAGGUUCGCGAAAGUGAAGAUGACGAUGACGAUGAUGAUGAUGAUGACAUAGUUGUUUCCUCGCUAUCAAAACUGAAAUCCAGAAAAGGACAACAAACCAGAAAAGACUCUCGCGAUUCAGGUUGGUGUAUGAGCACUUCUGUUAUGCAGGCUCUGAACUGAUUCCUCACCCUUUUCCUUUCCUGGCAAUCUCAUGAUUGCCGUGUAUUUCAUUUUACACCGCCGUGUGUUUACAUCUUGUACCUAUGUACUGUCUUCCUUAGUCUACCUAUACCUUAAGAUAAACGGUUUCCGCCUACCGGUUUGAAUAUGGGGAACAUAAUUGUCUCGUCUGCGUACCAAUUCGGAGCCGUAUUUUCCCAAGUAUUGGCAUAUGAAAUGCCGUACCGAUAGCUUAGCCGCUUCUCCAGGGUAAGAGGCAGUCUAUAAGUAAUUUCGAAUUUGACUACGAGCAAGAGAGGAGCUUUAUCCAGGAGACGGCGUAUCUUCCUUACGUUUUCUUUAUUGCCUCUCAGAGCGAACGCAAGAAGACCCGAUGGCGAAUGCGCGUGCAAAUCAAGAGCGUCCACGCUGUAAAAGAUAAACUUUGUUUAAUCACGGGCAAAUCAUCAGCUAUUUAAAGAUCUCAGACUGUAACUACACAACCAUAACUACAACUAUGAACAACACUAUAUUAAAAAGCUGUAUUCCAGUCCGUGAAUGUCCUGCCUUAAAGAGCUUUCCAUAUAGUGAAUGAUCAUCUGGUUCCUCACCUGUAUGAUGUUUUAUUAUCCAAAUGUUUUUUGUUUAUUUGUGCUUUUCACUCUCUCUCGUGUAGUUGCUGACCUGUGGGCUACCUCAGGUAAAGGAGGUGAUUCCAGCAAGCGAAAAUCUGUAAGUGUUUCUUACAUUACUGUGAAACUCACAAAACCUUCAACACCAGAAAUAUUUAUGGAACCUUAUUGUGUUGGGAGAAAUAAGCAAAUAAGGUGCGAGAUAACUAAACCGCAAACAGCAACGGUAAUUAGUUUGUGGUUUUGAGGUUUGCUUGCGUAUCUUGAACUUUAUUGUGAUUGGCCACAACACAAUCAACAUUCCUGAAAUUUUUCAGGUGUUCACGGUUUCUGAGUUUGACAAUUACUGAAUUUUCAUGCGUUAAGCUUCUGUUUGGAGCUCAUCUCUAGUGUACGAUAUCAGGUUCUCCGACUACCUUGCGUGGAAAGCCGUUUCGUUACGUGAGGUUUCUUUUACGUCUCGCAAUGUUAUUUAACAAUUCUUCCUCGAGCCCGAAUGGGCUCUGAGUCAAUAGCUAUUGACUCAGAGGCCAUGAGGGCGAGAGGAAUAAUUGUUUUAGUAACAUCCAACAAGCUGGUCAAAAAUAUCGAGACAGAACAACUUUAGCUGGUUAAAGCUAGACUUUAAUCCUUUCUUUGCCGCCAAAAAGCCGGCGCUUUCGCUACUAGUGGGCUAUAACAUAUAGCCUAGUAGUAGCUCAACCAAUCGUAACGUAUCAUUGAUAAUAGACCACUAGUUGGAUUUUACUAAUACCAGAUAUCUCAGCCAAACAGUCUCUCCUCAAGCUUUUGCGUGGUUAAGGAACUGAGGUAAACGUGCACUGCUUUUGGUUGGUCAGCAAACACACGAAGCGGCAAAGCGAAUGAAUCGCGAGCUCAAUUGUUGUAAAUUAGGGAAUCUGAUUCUUUUAGCUAGUAGUGAGUGCAACAAAUCAUAGAAUACAGUGGAGAUGAUUUUCUGAAUCGUAUUAAAAUUACUCUAGAUUUUCUCUUAAACAGUAGUGGCUAAUUUUACCUUGCGAACGAGUACACUCGCACGCUUAACGUUUUGCCUCGUUCUGUUUUACAGAGUAUCAAGUCCUCCAAGAGAGAAACAUGGAGUACUGACUUUGAGUUUGAGAAGCCGCCCCGUCGACCAGAGUCUCAACUUGAUGAACUGUUUUGACCAUAUCCAUAUCUCGGCCUUGUCAUAACAAACACUCGCGCCCCAUGGCCUAAAAAUCGAAUGUAUAUGUCAGAAAGAAGAAGUUUGGAAAAGACUCGUAGAGAUCAGUCUAAUAUAGAGGGUGCGAGGUGCUAAAUGGGAAAAUUGUGAAAUAUACAAAACCAGGCCCGCCUGCGCUCGUUCAAACCUAGUGUCUAAUCUCCCGCAAAUGGUCCGCAAUUAAAAUGGUUUUAUAUCCCUGUCAAAAAUCACAGCAUUUCUUCUGUUCACGAAAUAUUGAAGCUGUUGUCAUAACUGUUGUUCUCGCGCAAGUGCAGUGUAACUUAUUUUCUGAUGACCUGAUUAUCAUUCUCCUCCCCGUUUUUCUUUUGGUCACUUGGUCUCGUUACAAAUGAAGCCGAGUGGUUCUGGGGAAGAGAAUGUGAUUGUCUAUCAGUGCUUGUUGACCGCGCUCGUAUUUUCGGCGCAAGUUGAUGGGGUUUUAGUAUACAAAGUACAAAACCACAGAACAGCGAACAAACCGACAAAUGAAUUUACUCACUGGGGUAAAAAAAAUGGCCACGUCGCAAGUAAAUUUGUGAAAUUGUAAGUAAAUAAACUAUUCAAAACGUUUUCAUAAGUUCCAUAUGGCUAAGCGAGAAAGACAGGUAUACACAGUCAGAAGCAUGCUUCUAACCCAGUAGCAUGAGAUAUUCGAAAAUUGUGAAAAAGUAGCAUGAGUAACACAGUAGCAUGAGUUAUUCUAAAAUUGUGAAAAAUUUUCUAUUUGUAACCUUUAAACUCAUACAUAAUAAAUGGUUGUUGUAUAUUAAGCUUAAAAGUAAGUAAAUUCUUG